AUGCAAAAGAAAUUCCAGAAAAGACGCUCAGCUCAACUGGCAAACAAUUCCACCAUUCACAAGUUCGGUAACGAGCACAGUUCUUUCUGCUGGCUAGACAGAUCUACCGUGCCCUUGCCAAUGGCGCCAGAUGUCUUGCUCUGUCCCCUCGGUAAUAUGUUCCAGAUUGCACAUGUCGAGGGAGGAAGGCGUAUGCGGUCCCAAACCCCCGGCACCGCCCUCGUUUCCGCAUGUCAAGAACGGGCGAGGACGGGGGGUAAGUGGGGUUUGCAGUUCAUUUGA
Molecule: messenger RNA, 282 nt
Organism: Glarea lozoyensis ATCC 20868
Lineage: Eukaryota; Fungi; Ascomycota; Leotiomycetes; Helotiales; Helotiaceae
Exons: 1
Coding region: 1-282 (93 amino acids)
Source: RefSeq, a predicted model, not a curated record